Molecule: messenger RNA, 1407 nt
Organism: Eleginops maclovinus (Patagonian blennie)
Lineage: Eukaryota; Metazoa; Chordata; Actinopteri; Perciformes; Eleginopidae
Product: T-cell ecto-ADP-ribosyltransferase 2-like
Exons: 3
Coding region: 280-1242 (320 amino acids)
Molecular function (GO): NAD+-protein-arginine ADP-ribosyltransferase activity; NAD+ poly-ADP-ribosyltransferase activity
Source: RefSeq, a predicted model, not a curated record
AUUCAACCUUUUUAAUUUUACUACAGCCAUUUUGCUCGUUGGUAUUGUAUUCUUAAGUUACGUGUAAAUGUGUAUUUGUCAAGUCUACAAAUAAAACCCUUGCCCCACAGAGGGAGGUUCCGUAUGUACCAACACUCGUAAAACCUGUUAGGUGGCUGCAUGUUCAAACAAACAAAGGUCCUUUAUGUCGUAGACUAAAAUAAAGGACACUUUUUAAUCUGAAAAAGACUGAUGACCUGAUUUAACUGCACUGUAGUGCUGCUCAGGAUAUGAUGCAACAUGCUUUCGUCGGACAACCAAGAAUGUCAAAGACAAACUGCAUGCGUCAUUUCUUUUAUUGUUCUUUUGGUGGGACUGCUGAUGUUUGUCGUUAUAUAUCUGACACUCAGCUGGCAGGAUAUUGUUGGAGAGGAUGUUACCUAUGACCUGAACGAAGACAUGUAUGACGACUGCCAGACCAAAGCUACGGUUGUGACUAAUGAAGCCAUAAUGCAGAAAUGGAACACCAGCAGAAACUUCACUACAACCUGGAGCAACACAGAGCAAAAACCUAGAGAGCCAGCACACAAGUAUAUGGAAAAACAUCUUUCAACAGCCAUUUACAUAUACACAAAAGCUAUGAUGCAACCUUUUAAGUCAUACCUUGAUACUAAAGUAAUACCUGGAAAACAAAAAAAAACAUUAGGGCCAGAUUCCCUUUAUUUUUCCUUGAGCAAAGCCAUUCAAAUUCUGAAGCACAGCCAGGUGACAUGUCUCUGGACAAAUUACCGAACCGAGACACUUUUGAAUCUGAACAUCUCUAACAAACUGAUUCGCUUCAGCACCUUCAUAUUGGGUACUGACGGAUGGAAAUUUACAAAGAAUGCUUCAUGUUUUGAAGUAUACACAUGUUUUGGUGCUGACAUAACACACUACUCAGCAUUACAGCUACACAGCCAGGUGCUGAUUCCUCCCUAUGAGGUUUUCAAAGUCACAGACAUAGACAUGAACACACAGAGGUGUGAAGUCCUAUACAGACUGAAGAGCAACCUAAAUUGUGUUUAUGAUAUAGAAAGCAAUAUGUUGCAUCCAAUAUCUGCAUUACCUGCAUGGCUAAUCUUUGUCGUUGCCUGUGUAAUUAUUGUAUCUCUUUUGCUACCCUUAGUCAUUGUGAAGGUGUUAGAAAAUCAUAAGAAAACUGCUGUUUACAGAGCCCCAUUUCUACAUGACAACACCUACUACAAGGCUGGAGUUGUCAUGUAAAAGGCAAGGUUUCAUUUCAGAUGAAGAUGAUCCUAUUACCUUUACAGUUGGCAACCAUGACAUUAAUAAGCCUAAAUGUCCAUGUUUUAAAACUUCAUGUAUAAGUAAAUAUUGUUAGCAUAGUAUUGCAAUGUACACAUUUAUUAAACCUUUUUAAUGACAUAA